Carassius gibelio (silver crucian carp) is the source of this 1590-nucleotide messenger RNA. RefSeq names its product thrombospondin-type laminin G domain and EAR repeat-containing protein-like. The coding region runs from base 370 to 1491 and encodes 373 amino acids. The transcript is spliced from 6 exons. The record is from RefSeq and is a predicted model, not a curated record. NCBI's taxonomy places the organism in Eukaryota, Metazoa, Chordata, Actinopteri, Cypriniformes, Cyprinidae. Gene Ontology annotation, biological process: signal transduction.
UACUGUUUGUAUGAGAAUAACGUUGGAUAUUUAGAUAUCUUUAUACAUACUGUUUCAGUACUUUAUACUGUACAUAGAGCUCUAUGAUAUAGUUUCUGUACCAUUCUAAACAAUCACACACAAACUAGGUUUGCUAGAGUCUGCCAUUUUAAUUUAGCAAAAGUCAUGUUAUAUUUACCUUUAACAUGCAAUAUUCAUAUCUUAUAAUUAUUUAUAACCAUACUCAUAUUGGAUCAGUUCCUUUACCAAAAAGUACUGUGUCAAUGGUGAUGAUUGGUAUUUUGGUAUGAUUGGUAUUAUGAUUACCAUAAAAAACUCCUGGUUAUGCCCUUUUGACAGCUUUUUGUUUGAAUUUUGCCAUUUGUUUGAAUGACUCUUUUUAAUGCUAUUCAAUCUACAGAGAAAGACAGACUACACUACGUAGACGAUUACCAGGACCUCUACACCACCUCAGAGACUCUGGACAUUGAGCUUUUCCAGAUCCCCUCUGUUGGGCUGUUUGCUGCUAUGGCUCAUCAGGCUAACAAACCAGGCUCUGCCAUCUACCGCUGGAACCACGGCCAAUUCCACCUCUACCAGAACAUCAGCACCUUUAAAGCCCAGGCAUGGAAACAGUUCACUAUAGGGAGGAAGAUGUUCUUGGCGGUGUCGAACUCCGUGGGUCCAGUGGACGGAGAGCGAGAGCUAUCUGUGAUCUAUCGGUGGAGUAAUAAGAGGCUGAAGUUUGUGUGUUAUCAGACCCUGGAGACGCACAGUGCUCGUGACUGGGAGGCCUUUCAUAUUAAUAAUGAAGCUUUUUUAGCUGUGGCUAAUCACAGAACAGAGACUGGCAAUCACAACAUUGACAGCAUUGUUUAUAAGUGGAACCCAGGCACCAAGACGUUUGAGGUGAACCAAACCAUCUCGACAUCAGGAGCUUAUGACUGGGAGUUUUUCACCGUAGGACCCUACCACUUCCUAGCAGUGGCCAAUGCAUUUGAUGGCACCUCCACCCAAACAGAUUCAUCCAUCUACAUCUGGCUUGGUGGAGCUUUUCAGCUUUUUCAGACUAUAAGGACAUUUGGGGCUACAGACUGGGAGAUGUUUCAGAUUGGAAACAGAGUCUUCCUAGCUGUUGCCAAUGGACACAUGCUGUGUGAGAGAGGACCAAGCCUCUAUACCAUCAACUCAACUAUAUAUGCACUUGAUGUGACAACCAAGAUGUUCCUCAAAUUCCAAGACAUUGUAACAUACAGUGCGGUGGACUGGGAAUUCUUUUCUGUUGGAGAUGAACACUUCUUAGUCGUAGCCAACUCUUACGAUGGAUCAUCUUACUCUUUGAACAGUGUUAUAUACAGAUGGCAGGGAUAUGAGGGUUUUGUUCCUGUCCAUCGGUUGCCUACUAUUGGAUGCAGUGACUGGGAGUUCUUUACCUCAGCAGAGGGUUCAUACCUGAUGUACUCCAGUGCCAAAGCACCUCUCUCCAAAGUCUUCAAGCUCAGGAUCCACUGAAGCCACAAACAAUAGUUCAGUUUUUGCUUAUUUUUACCACAUGCCACAGAAGUUGAUUGAACUGAAUCGUUCUCUUUCACUAGUGACUUCUGCCUUGAC